AUGCUUCGAGAUAUUCAGCUGAAAUUACUUUUUCAAAGACCAUCGAACUUGAAAAAGGUGGGCUUCAGACUCACACUGAGUAGUGAUGAGAGUGUUGCCACAGUGCGCAUUCCAGGGCUAUGCCAAGAAGCUGAUGGAUAUCGUUACUUAUAUGGGAUAUUUCGCAUUUUUCAAACAUCUCGACAAAUCCGGCCAUUCAUUCUGCGAUUUCUCAAAACUGUUGCGAGGUUCACUCUCAUUCGUGGUGUCGUCGAGAUAGAGAGAGCCAUGUACGACGAAACGGUACCAAAAAUGCCCCUCGAGGGUAAGCUCCAACUUGGUUAUGUUGGGAAAUCCUCUAUAAAUACCAUCGGGACACUAAUCGUGCCCUCUACCGGGCAGAAACUUUUACAAGCCAUCAUUCAGUUUGUUUGCGUCAACACUACCAGCAGACGACCUGUCCCACAUCCCGAUUGGUGCAGAGGAAAAUACGCUAAUGUCGCCGUUGGAAACGAAUCACUGAAAGUUCAAAGAACUCCCAGACCAGCUGAUACCCAUGUGUUUAAGGUGUCUGUUUGUUGGUCAGAUACGGAUAACUAUAAUCACAUCAACUGGACGACGUAUGUUAGUUAUUGUGUUAAUUAUGCUAUACACGAUGGCAUAAGGAAGGCUUUCUUUAAGAACGUCAAUAAAGAUGUCGUGAAAAGAGGUUUACGGAAAAUCAGUGUAGGGAUUGGUGGAGAAAAUCGUGAAGGGAAUAAGUUGACAGUUCACAGCUGGGAGAGCGCAGAAGACAACACAACGGUUUGCUGCGAAAUAGAAAAUGCCGCUGGAAAUGUUGUAUCGGUGGCCAAGUUGCGUUAUCCAAGUCCUCUAGCAAAAGAUUAAAACACAGAGCGGUUAUGGCCAGGCCUGGUGCUUCUAA
Molecule: messenger RNA, 904 nt
Organism: Gigantopelta aegis
Lineage: Eukaryota; Metazoa; Mollusca; Gastropoda; Neomphalida; Peltospiridae
Exons: 3
Coding region: 1-867 (288 amino acids)
Source: RefSeq, a predicted model, not a curated record